GUGCAGCCAGCCCCAACUCCAGGCAGAGCCUUCUGCUGAGCUGUGCCCCCUCUUGCCCCUUGCAUCCAUCCACCCCGGCAGCCCCCUCGGCCCGCCUGCUCUGCUCCCCCUUCUCCCUCCCUACCUUCGUCUGUGGAGCGAGAGAACAAGUGUCGGAUCGGGGAGUGCAUAGCAACAGGAUUCUGGGAUGAAGAAGAUUCGGCAGCAGCAGCUCCGCAAGCCGGUGACACCAGAGCUCCUGGUGAGCCCCAGCAGCCAGGACGGAGACCUGGGUUCCCAGUGCCCAGAAGACAGAGGGAACUGGACGGGACGUCUGGAUUUCCUCCUCUCCUGCAUUGGGUACUGCGUGGGCCUGGGAAACGUCUGGAGGUUCCCCUACAGGGCUUACACCAAUGGAGGAGGAGCUUUCUUGGUUCCUUACUUUAUCAUGCUGGCCAUCUGCGGCAUCCCCAUCUUCUUCAUGGAGCUCUCACUUGGGCAGUUCGCCAGCCAGGGGCCCCUCGCUGUCUGGAAGAUCAGCCCUCUCUUUAAAGGCAUUGGCAUGGGCACCAUCCUCAUCGUCUCCCUGGUGGCCAUUUACUACAAUAUGAUCAUUGCUUACGUUCUCUUCUACCUCUUUGCAUCCCUCACAAGCGACUUGCCCUGGCAGCACUGUGGCAACUGGUGGAACACUGAGCUGUGCCUGGACCACCGCGUCAUCAAGGCGGGGAACACCACCCUCCCCGUCAACAUCUCCAACACCGUCAGCCCCAGCGAGGAGUACUGGAGCCGCUACGUUCUGCACAUCCAAGGGAGCUCUGGGAUCGGGGAUCCUGGCAGGAUCCGCUGGAACCUGUGUCUGUGCCUGCUCCUUUCUUGGACCAUCGUGUACCUGUGCAUCUUAAAGGGAGUCAAAUCCUCCGGCAAGGUCGUGUACUUUACCGCCACUUUCCCAUACCUCAUCCUGGUGAUGCUGCUCAUCCGUGGUGUGACACUGGAGGGGGCGUGGAAGGGAAUCCGCUUUUACCUCACACCCCAGUUUGACCACUUGCUGUCUUCCAAGGUGUGGAUCGAAGCAGCCCUGCAGAUCUUUUACUCCCUUGGGGUAGGCUUUGGGGGCCUCCUCACCUUUGCCUCGUACAACACCUUUCAUCAGAACAUCUACAGGGACACCUUCAUAGUCACCCUGGGCAAUGCCAUCACCAGCAUUUUGGCAGGGUUUGCCAUCUUCUCUGUUUUGGGAUACAUGUCCCAGGAGCUCGGGGUCCCUGUCAACCAAGUGGCCAAAGCAGGUCCUGGCCUGGCUUUUGUGGUGUACCCCCAGGCCAUGACAAUGCUCCCCCUUUCUCCAUUCUGGUCUUUCCUCUUCUUCUUCAUGCUGUUAACCUUGGGCCUGGAUAGCCAGUUUGCCUUUAUGGAGACCAUUGUGACAGCAGUGACAGAUGAAUUUCCCUACUACCUGCGACCAAAGAAGGCUUUCUUCUCCGCCGUCAUCUGCGUUGGCCUCUUCCUGAUGGGACUGAUCCUCACAACAGAGGGCGGGAUGUACUGGCUGGUCCUGCUAGAUGACUACAGCGCUGGCUUUGGUCUCAUGGUGGUGGUGAUCACUACCUGCCUGGUGGUGACACGUGUCUAUGGCAUGAAGAGGUUCUGCAGAGACAUUCACAUGAUGCUGGGCUUCCAACCAGGGCCCUACUUCAGAACCUGUUGGAUGAUCCUGUCCCCAGCUACGAUGAUGGCACUGCUGGUGUACAACAUCAUCAAGUACCAGCCCUCUGAGUAUGGCAGCUACCGCUUCCCUGCCUGGGCUGAGGCCCUGGGCAUCCUCAUGGGGCUCUGCUCCUGUCUGCUGAUUCCUGCAGGCAUGCUCAUGGCUGUGCUGCAAGAGGAAGGGACGCUGUGGGAGCGCUUCCAGCAAGCCAGCCGUCCCACCAUGGACUGGGGCCCGUCGCUGGAGGAGAACCGGACUGGUACAUAUGUGACCAGCCUGGCUGGCAGCCAGUCCCCCAAACCACUGAUGGUCCACAUGCGGAAAUAUGGGGGCAUCACCAGCUAUGAGAACACAGCCAUCGAGGUGGAUCAGGAGAUCGAGGAGGAAGAGGAGGAGUCCAUGAUGUGAGGGGCUUAUUCCUCCUCUUUACACUUUGGCACUUCAAGCUGGCUAAGGGCUGAGGAGGCUUUUGGAAUCUGCUGGCCCUCCUGGACCCCUCACCACCACCCCAGCCCUGCCAGGGCAGAGAUGCUGCCUGUCCUGUCACCCCCAAGGUGUUUGUGUUCAGUGUGGCAAGGUGUGCAACAAGUCCAUAUGUUCAUGUGACGAUGUCUGUGCAAGCAUCUGGGCUGCCCCAAGCCUUUAGCCCCAGCCCAGGGAUGCUUGGUGCAGAAGGAGGCACUCCUUUGAGUUCAUGCAUUCUCUGCUAAUAUGUGUUUAACUCCAGCAACCUGCAAACACAUGGGAGAAAGGAUUUCAAUAUCCUACAUGCUCUGAGGAAGGUCUGUGUCAGUGCCCUCAGAGGUACCCCAGCAAAACCAGGAUGCAUCAGCAUCCUGCUGAAAUCUGACCUAAUAAAUGAGCAAAAAGAAUAAGAGGGAAAUAAAGUGCUUUAUGAAUAAACUGC
Messenger RNA from Coturnix japonica (Japanese quail), 2597 nucleotides. It is a transcript of the gene SLC6A7, whose product is annotated as solute carrier family 6 member 7. The record is from RefSeq and is a predicted model, not a curated record. Gene Ontology annotation, molecular function: amino acid:sodium symporter activity. Gene Ontology annotation, biological process: sodium ion transmembrane transport; nitrogen compound transport; amino acid import across plasma membrane. Gene Ontology annotation, cellular component: plasma membrane. NCBI's taxonomy places the organism in Eukaryota, Metazoa, Chordata, Aves, Galliformes, Phasianidae.